Messenger RNA from Zychaea mexicana, 435 nucleotides. RefSeq lists its product as uncharacterized. The record is from RefSeq and is a predicted model, not a curated record. The annotation marks the transcript as partial. NCBI's taxonomy places the organism in Eukaryota, Fungi, Mucoromycota, Mucoromycetes, Mucorales, Lichtheimiaceae. The transcript has a single exon.
GACACUCUAUUAUCCAAGCUCGUCCCGCGACUUUCUGUCGUCUCUACGAGCCGAUACCGUCACCUGCAACGUACCACAUUGUGGCAACGUCUCCCUUCUACAGAGGCGCCAUUUGACAAGAAAGCCUUAUCACAUGCUAUUCGCAACCUGUAUACUACCGAUUUUGAAUCUACUCUUCUUGGCCCACGCGCUAAAUUGCUCUCUGCUUGUCGUCCUACACUGGGUGUCGAUCCAAUCGUUUGGCUCCCGAUGCAAUACCACCAUCGAAGUCGUCUCAUACGUUGGCGUCUUGGCUGGAUGCCGAAUGGUCGUCCGGAGGCUAUCUGCCGCAAUUGUUCAGAUCGCCAUCACCUAUCUCGGGACCAUGUCAUCAUCUGUCUACAAGCUCCUCUUGUAAUCCUGGAUCCUAUCUCCUUCAUUCUCAACUCGUUACCA